Messenger RNA from Phycodurus eques (leafy seadragon), 3228 nucleotides. RefSeq names its product mitochondrial rRNA methyltransferase 3a (gene mrm3a). Gene Ontology annotation, biological process: RNA processing. Lineage: Eukaryota; Metazoa; Chordata; Actinopteri; Syngnathiformes; Syngnathidae. Bases 340 to 1656 code for a protein of 438 amino acids. The transcript has 4 exons. The record is from RefSeq and is a predicted model, not a curated record. Gene Ontology annotation, molecular function: RNA binding; RNA methyltransferase activity.
GUUAUCCAGAUAGAAAAAAAUGACUUUAUUAAUGACAAUGCCUCAUACCUUUAAUAUGUGAUACUCUGUCAAUGUUAUUAUUAUUAAGUUAUUCAAAUAUUAACACCAUUUAAUUUAGUUUUGGGUGCUAUGUAAAGUUCUCACGAGACGUACAUUUUCUUAGUGACAGCAGGUGAUCUUGGAGGGAAAAAAGAAAACUGUUGUUUUAUAAGACAAUACUACGACAUUGCUUUCAUUGAAUAUAAUACGUUUCGUGUGGUAUGUGAAACUCUGGCGAGACUUCAGGUAGCACUGUGAUAACUACCGAUCAUUUCCGAAUAGCGAAGACGACAAGGCAAAAUGGCGACCUACAUGAGGAGUAAGAGCUGCCUCUUCUCCUUGAAACGGGCUGUUUUUCUGUCGCGGGGAAACUUCUUCAGCGUGGAAACUAAACGAUACGCGCGUGGACUGAGAAGGAGGCCGGUCAAGGUGAUAUUUUCCGAAAACGAGAGGAAUAAAGAAGACGUAAAGCUGUCAGUUGUGAGGGAGAAGAAGGAGGUAGAAGUUCCAUUGAGAGCACAGAAGCACCCUGCGGGAGACAUAAGUGAUUUGAAGACCAGUAAUGGCGAGUUAUCAUCGACAAAAAGGGCUCAUGUGGAUGUUAAAAGCGAUCUAAUUGAUGGGGUGCGCUUCGAGAGGGCUUCACCUGGGGAUAAGAGACUGGCGAGGUUGGUGAGCGUUGCCCGUUCCAGAACGUUCCGCGAGCAGCAGGGCAAGGUCCUGCUGGAGGGUCGUCGUCUGAUCUGCGACGCCUUGAACGCAGGCGCCGUCCCCCAAACCGUCUUCUUCAGCACCCCUGAGCGCUUGCGGGAGCUUCCUUUGGACAAGCUGAGGAGGGCGGUGCUGGUGAAAGUUAAGUUUGAAGACAUCAAACUGUGGUCUGACCUGGUGGCCCCACAAGGAGUUAUAGGUAUAUUUUCUCGCCCCAACGCCUCUCGACUGAACUUCGCUGCAAGCAAACACUCUGUGCCUCUGUCACUCAUAUGCGACAACAUCAGAGAUCCAGGCAACCUAGGCACCAUGCUGAGAUCUGCUGCCGCCGCCGGCUGCCACCAAGUGUUGCUCACAAAAGGCUGCGUAGACAUUUGGGAGCCCAAAGUUCUGCGAGCAGCGAUGGGUGCCCAGUUCCACCUUCCCAUUCAUCCUAGUUUGAAGUGGGAGGAGGUGGAGAGUCAUCUCCCCGAGCACGUCGCCGUCCACGUGGCCGACAGGCAACAAAACCAAGAAGAUAACGCCUCCCACAAACCCAGCGAUUUCGGCUGGAUCAGCUCGACCUCCGCUCGCCGGGAUGCCGGCUUCGAGGACUACGACUCGGACGAUGAGCUAUGCCUGCCCACAGUGGACGCUGCGGCGUACUACGACGACUGGGCGCGGAAUCCGGUCGCCUUGGUAGUCGGCGGAGAGACGCACGGGCUGAGCGUGGAAGCGCUCCAACUGGCGGAAAAAAGGGCAGGACGCAGGCUCUUUGUUCCCAUGGUUCCUGAAAUGGACAGCUUAAACUCUGCCAUGGCGGCCAGCAUCCUGUUGUUUGAGGGCAGGAAGCAACUGUUGAGAGCAACGCAGAGCUCUGAAAGGAAGUGGGCGUCCAAUGCUGGACGGCAUGUUUCAGAAUGUUAGACAUUGUCCUCUAUACUGCAUUUCAAAAUUAAAUGUCUCUUAACUCAAACACUUUUCUCAAUAAUUAUUUUGCGUUAAAAGACAAAAAUUCUUUGUCUAGGCCUUUUGAACAGUGUUUGAGCCCGUUUGAAAGCUAAAGUCCGGUAUGUCAUUCAUGCAAUCGUUUCUUUGACCAGUUAAUUAUGAUAACUGCCACCUUACACAUUAGAAAAAAACAGAAUGACUCGAAAUGUAGAAAGUCAAUGUCCAAGGCACAGUAAUUGAAGCACGGGCACAUGCACGUGUCUUAAAUAAAUGCGAUUGCCCCUCUUACCAGUUAUCCAUGAUAACGGCCACCUUGUCAAAUAGAAAUAAUCCACAUCCAUCCAUCCAUUUUCCACACUGCUCACUCACAAGGGUUGUGGGCGUGCUGGAGUUUAUCCCAGCUAUCUUCGGGUGAGAGACGGGGUACAUCCUGAAUUGGUUCCCAGCCAAUCGCAGGGCACAAAACAACCAUUCACACUGACACCUACGGGCAAUUUAGAGUCUUCAAUCAACCCAACACAUAUUUUUGGGAUGUGGGAGGAAACCAGAGUACCCGGGGGAAACCCACGCAGGCACGGGGAGAACAUGCAAACUCCACACAGGCGAGGCCAGCAUUUGAACCCCAGUCCUCAGAACUAUGAGGCUGAUGUGCUAACCAGUUGGCCUCAACAAUAAACCAUUCAUUCAUUCAUCUUCCGUUUCGCUUAUCCUCACUAGGGUCACAGGCGUGCUGGAGGCUAUCUCCGGGCGAGUGGCGGGGUACACCCUGAACUGGUCGCCAGCCAAUUGCAGGGCACAUAUAAAAAAACAACCAUUCGCACUCACAGUCAAAUAAAAUCAUGCCGUGUUUAGUCACAAUGCGAUCACUUCUCUCACCCUUAAUCAUGAUAACCUCAAUCAAAUACAGUGAUGCCUUGAGAUAAGAGUUUAAUUCGUUCUAUGACAACACAUAUCUCAAAUCACCUUUCCCUAUUGAAAUGAAUGGGAAUGCCAAUCCACUCCGCAUGCCCCUGAAAAAAAUGUUUGCAAUGUUUUUUUUAAAAAGGAAAAUAGUACAAAAAUAUGCUUCAUAAAAUGAGUAAUGACAUAAUUAAAGAGAUUGUAAAGAAUUAAACAGUUCGUGCACCAUUCUGUUCCAAUUCAAUGUAUUGUGCUGCUCCUAGUGUGCCUGCCUUGGUCACCUGAGGGCAGUGUAAUACAAUCAUACAAACAAAGAGCCACCACUACAUGUCUCCGUAAGCUGCAAUAAUAUAAGUCAUUUUUCAUAUCAGAUACAUAUGCCUGUGAGUAUUGUGAGAUUUUCUGUCUACAUGUGUUGUGCUGCCGUUUGUGUUCAACAAAUCCAUUGCUCAAAGGGGUCUAACCCCGUGACAAUCAAUUUUAAUUAGACUGUAAAUAGCUUUUCCCCUUGUAUGUUAGCAUUAAGCUAGAGGGGGCAUUCCUUAGGCAAAGUUGUUUUGUUUGAAUUCCGAAACGUAACCAUUUUAUGUUUACUUUGACAAUAAACUUCAACUGGGAGUGGCAUUAAACCGUGUGAAGCCUCUUUUU